Molecule: messenger RNA, 2219 nt
Organism: Ananas comosus (pineapple)
Lineage: Eukaryota; Viridiplantae; Streptophyta; Magnoliopsida; Poales; Bromeliaceae
Product: nucleolin-like
Exons: 9
Coding region: 578-2032 (484 amino acids)
Cellular component (GO): nucleus
Molecular function (GO): mRNA binding
Source: RefSeq, a predicted model, not a curated record
UCGAACCCCAUCCCAACCUCUGUGUUCGCUCUCUAGGGUUCCUUUUGUUCUUUUUUUGCUUCGAUUUCGCUCUCAUCCUCUCGAUUCCCGCCGAAUCCCUCCUCUCGUGAACAACAGAUACUAUGGUUGCAGUGUUUACUCCUGGCUUUGUUUGUUUCCAUGCCAAUUGCUUGCGUCUUACAUUGACAAUUGUUCCUUCAGUUAGUCCUUUUUCUUUCUUUGAUUCAAUGAUUAGGAAUAUAUUGAAUUAUGCAAUUAAACCAGCAGUUGUAUGUGGGCAAGUUUCUAAAUCUUUUCAUUUCUUUUGCAUCUGUUGAGCAUCCUCCUUGUUCGUCAUUCGAAAUACGUUCUCUUGUUUGUUUCUAUUACCGCUAUAUUUGGCAUCAAAGGACAAACUUUUUCACAUUGAAACUCCUUUGCCAUACCAUGGCUUGGCUUGAGCUCAGAUUCUUACUUUGCAACUCCUGGCCUUUCUAUUUAUCUCCUCCUCUCUCUAUUUCUAUCCUCCCUCUCGAUUUGCUUCUGGCUCCUGUGCUUUGCCCACAGUUGCCCUGCAAGCUUAUUUUAGAUACACUAAAUGCCGAGGAGGAAAGCAAGUGCAAAGCCAGCUGAACCAGUAAAGCCUGCUGAGCCUGAGCCUGAGCCUGAGCCGGAGCCUGAAGUUGAAGAACAUGAAGAGACAAUGGAAGAAGAAGAGGUUGAGUAUGAAGAAGUUGAAGAAGAAGUAGAGGAAAUAGAGGAGGAGGAAGAGGAGGUCGUUGAAGAGGAGGAAGAGGAGGAGGACCCCGAUGAGGAAGAAACUGCUAGUGGACCUGGAACGAAUGGCCCGCGUGAAUCAAAGGAUGAUGAUCAAACUGAUGAGGAUGAAAGCAAAACGCAUGCUGAACUCCUUGCUCUUCCUCCUCAUGGUUCUGAAGUUUAUGUUGGCAAUAUUCCUCACGAUGCUUUAGAAGAAGAUUUGAAAAAUUUCUGUGAGUCUGUUGGCGAGGUCUUUGAGGUUAGGAUGAUGAAAGGCAAGGAUUCAUCAGAAAACAAAGGUUACGCCUUUGUUACUUUCAGAACGAAAGAAUUAGCUGCAAAGGCUAUUAGAGAUUUGAGAAAUGCUGAAUUUAAAGGGAAGAAGAUAAAGUGCUCCACAUCGCAAGCAAAGCAUCGUCUAUUCAUUGGAAAUGUUCCUAGAAACUGGACGAAGGAUGAUUUGAAGAAGGUUGUUAGUGAAGUUGGUCCUGGAGUUAUUAAUGUUGACUUGAUGAAGGAUCCACAAAAUUCUAGCCGUAAUCGUGGCUUUGCAUUUAUCGAGUAUUACAACCAUGGAUGUGCUGAAUAUUCACGAAAGAAGAUGUCCAUGCCCAAAUUCAAGCUAGAUUCUAAUGCCCCCACAGUGAGCUGGGCUGACCCUAGGAGUGGGGAUUCUUCUUCAAGCUCUCAGGUGAAGGCAGUUUAUGUAAAGAAUUUGCCUAAGAAUGUAACCCAAGAUCAGUUGAUAAAGCUUUUUGAACGCCAUGGAGAGAUUACUAAGGUGGUGCUGCCGCCUCCAAAGCCCGGUCAUGAGAAGAGGUAUGCUUUUGUGCAUUUUAAAGAGCGGUCGAUGGCCAUGAAGGCGCUUAAGAACACUGAGAAGUAUGAACUUGAUGGUGAUGUUCUUGAUUGUUCUCUGGCGAAACCUCCAUCAGAUAAGAAAGUUGAAACAGCACCUAGUGCUCAAAAAGGUCCUCUCUUGCCCAAUUAUCCGCUCCCUAUUGGUUAUGGCUUAAUGGGAGGUGCUUAUGGUGCGCUUGCUCCAGCUCCCAUGCAGCCCAUGUUUUAUGGAAGGGGGCCGAACCCUGCUGGCAUGGCAAUGGUGCCAAUGGUAUUACCCGACGGGCGCGUUGGCUAUGUAUUGCAACAACCUGGGGCUCCAAUGGGACCCGCGCAUCAAGGCAGCAGCAAUCGAGGUGGCAGCUCCAGCGGGGGCCGAAAAGGAGGUGGCAGUGGCAGUGGCGGUGGUGGUAGUGGUGAUGGUAAUCGCGGUCGCAGGUACCGUCCUUAUUGAUGUCGCUCUAGAAACCUGUUUCGCCAUUUAAUGCGCAUUAUUAUUAGCUUUUAUGAGCUUUGUUACAACCUCCAGGUGUUAAACAGUGUUAGCAAUUGGAAGUUUUUGGGAUUAAGGUUUGCAACUUCAUGUGUAUAAUAAUGAUAAUGAUAACUACUAAGCAUUAAAAUUGCCCCCUUUUUCUUUA